UCAAACUAUAAUAUUAUAUUAUCAUUAUAUGAUUAUAAAAUAUAUGAGAGUCAUGUCAGCUACAGACAGAGUUUCCUUAACUGAUGCUUUGUCAAAUGUUGAUGUCUUGGAUGAAUUGCCACUGCCUGAUGAGCAGCCUUGCAUUGAAGCCCAGCCUUGUUCUGUUGUGUACCAAGCUAAUUUUGAUACCAAUUUUGAAGACCGCAAUGGUUUUGUUACGGGCAUAGCCAAGUAUAUUGAAGAGGCUACGGUGCAUGCUAACUUAAAUGAAUUACUAGAAGAAGGACAAGAACAUGCAGUUAUGCUGUAUACUUGGCGUUGCUGCUCUCGUGCCAUACCUCAACCUAAAUCAAAUGAACAACCUAAUAGGGUUGAGAUUUAUGAAAAAACCGUCGAGGUCCUAGCUCCUGAAGUUAAUAAAUUAUUGAAUUUUAUGUAUUUUCAACGUAAAGCUAUUGAUAGAUUCUCUCAAGAAGUAAAACGUCUUUGUCAUACUGAAAAGAGAAAGGAUUUUGUGUCAGAGGCUUACUUAUUAACCCUAGGAAAGUUCAUUAAUAUGUUUGCAGUUUUGGAUGAGUUAAAAAACAUGAAAUCAAGUGUAAAAAAUGAUUAUUCUACAUAUCGCAGAGCUGCUCAAUUUUUGAAAGUAAUGUCUGAUUCUCAAACACUACAAGAAUCACAAAAUUUGUCUAUGUUUUUGGCAACCCAAAAUAAAAUUCGUGAUACGGUUAAGGAAAAUUUGGAAAAAAUCAGUGGAUACGAAGAAUUGUUGGCUGAUGUUGUUAACAUAUGUGUUCACAUGUUUGAAACAAAGAUGUAUCUAACACCUAGCGAAAAGCACAUGCUGGUUAAAGUUAUGGGUUUUGGAUUGUUUUUGAUGGAUAGUGAAUUAUGUAAUAUAAACAAAUUAGAUCAGAAAAAGAAACUGAGAUUAGAUAGAAUUGAUAGAAUUUUUAAGAACUUAGAAGUUGUACCACUAUUUGGUGAUAUGCAAAUAGCCCCUUUUAAUUACAUAAAGAGAAGUAAACACUUUGAUUCGAACAAAUGGCCUUUGUCAAGUUCAACAACUCCCUCACCUCAAGCAGAUUUAAUGGUUCAUCUUCCUCAAAUUAGAGAAGAUCAUGUUAAAUAUAUUAGUGAACUGGCAAGAUAUAGUAAUGAGGUUACAACUACUUACAAAGAAAGCGGAAGUGAUAUUGAAAACCAUGAAACUGCUGAAUUAGCUCUUAGGGGACUUCAAUUACUAUCUGAGUGGACCAGUGUAGUUACAGAAUUGUAUUCGUGGAAGCUGUUACAUCCCACAGAUCAUCAUCAAAAUAAAGAAUGUCCUGUGGAGGCAGAGGAGUACGAGAGGGCUACGAGAUAUAAUUAUAGUGACGAAGAGAAAUUUGCGCUAAUAGAAGUCAUAGCUAUGAUAAAAGGUCUUCAAGUUUUGAUGGCAAGAAUGGAAACCGUUUUUACGGACGCAAUUAGACGUAAUAUUUAUGCCGAAUUACAGGACUUCGUACAGCUUGUUCUGCGUGAACCGUUGCGUAAAGCAAUUAAAAAUAGAAAAGAUUUGAUUCGCAGUAUAAUAAUGUCUGUUAGAGAAACUUGUGCCGAUUGGCAGAGAGGAGUGGAACCUCUUGCAGAUCCUGCUUUGAAAGGAAAAAAAGAUCCCGACAACGGUUUCGGUAUUAAAGUUCCACGUAGGAAUGUCGGCCCUUCGUCGACACAAUUGUACAUGGUUCGUACGAUGCUAGAAUCGCUAAUUGCUGAUAAAUCCGGAGGCAAAAGGACACUUAGAAAAGACAUAGAUGGUCAAUAUUUAAUGCAAAUCGAUCAGUUCCAUAAAACGUCGUUUUAUUGGACUUAUUUGCUUAAUUUCAGUGAAUCUUUACAAAAUUGCUGUGAUUUGUCGCAGUUAUGGUACAGAGAAUUUUACCUUGAAAUGACUAUGGGAAGGCGAAUAAAUAAAUGUGCUGUGCGUCAUAAUCACAAUGAAGAAUGCAACGAUUUGAUCACAAUGGAAAAAAGAAUUCAAUUUCCAAUCGACAUGUCGAUGCCUUGGAUUUUAACAGAUCAUAUACUAAAAACUAAGGAACCUUCAAUGAUGGAAUAUGUCUUAUAUCCGCUUGAUUUGUACAACGAUAGUGCAUUAUAUGCAUUGACCAUAUUUAAAAAACAAUUCCUGUACGAUGAAGUUGAAGCUGAAGUUAAUUUAUGCUUUGAUCAGUUUGUUUAUAAGUUAAGUGAACAAAUAUUCGUAUAUUAUAAACAACUUGCAGCCAGCAUAUUUUUGGAUAAACGUUUUCGCGUAGAAUGUGCAGCAGUAAGUGCUUAUUUACUUCCAUAUCCUGGUGCGAACCGAUACGAAACGUUACUUAAACAACGCCACGUGCAGCUUUUAGGAAGGUCUAUAGAUUUAAAUAAACUUAUUACCCAAAGAAUUAAUGCUGAUAUGCAAAAGUCGCUUGAUUUGGCUAUUAGCAAAUUUGAAGCAGGUGAUAUUACUGGCGUUAUGGAACUUGAAGGGCUCGUACAGGUAAACAGAUUGUGUCACAAACUACUUACCCAGUGGUUAGCAUUAGACGAUUUCGAUUCGAUGUUUCGCGAAGCAAAUCAUAACGUGUUAGCACCUUAUGGCAGAAUAACCUUGCACGUAUUUUGGGAAUUGAAUUACGACUUUUUACCAAAUUAUGUGUAUAAUGCUGCUACUAACAGGUUUACCAAGUAUAAGGGACAUAUAGCUUUUACAGCACCGGUUCAUAGGGAGAAACCUCCCCAAAUGUCUCAUCACUAUCUUUGGGGCUCUAGAUAUUUAAAUGUCGCUUACACAACCCAGUACUCGCAAUAUUCAGGUUUUGUUGGACCUCAUCAUUUUCAUGCAAUGUGCAAGCUUCUCGGUUACCAAGGUAUUGCAGUGGUGAUGGAAGAAUUGUUAAAAAUUGUGAAAAGCCUUAUACAAGGGAAUUUACUGCAGUUCACAAAAACUCUGAUGGAAGCCAUGCCUAAAGUGUGCAAAUUACCGAGAUAUGAUUAUGGUUCUCCAGGAGUUUUAAGUUAUUAUCAUGCACAAUUAAAUGAUAUCGUACAAUAUCCUGACGCAAGAACGGAAUUAUUCCACAAUUUUCGCGAAUUUGGUAACACAAUACUGUUCUGCCUUCUAAUGGAGCAGGCUUUGUCGCAAGAAGAAGUUUGUGACUUACUACAAGCAGCCCCUUUUCAAAACAUCUUACCCAGACCUUUUUGUAAAGAGGGAGAAAAGCCAGAAACUAAACAAAAACGUUUAGAAAUCAAAUAUACUGCCUUACAAAUUGUUCCCAACAUUGAAAAACUUGGAACUGCUAAGCAAGCAAUGAUAUCCCGUGAAGGGGAUCUAUUAACCAGGGAAAGACUUUGUUGUGGUUUAUCUAUUUUCGAAGUUGUUCUCAGUAGACUCAGAAGCUUUUUAGAUGAUCCUGUUUGGGUAGGACCACCACCAACUAAUGGAGUGAUGAAUAUCGACGAAUGUACUGAGUUUCAUCGUUUGUGGUCUGCCUUACAAUUUGUUUACUGCAUUCCUGUUGGUGAAACUGAAUAUACUGUAGAGGAACUUUUUGGAGAAGGUCUUCACUGGGCGGGUUGUACCAUGAUCGUACUUCUUGGUCAACAACGUCGAUUCGAGGCUCUGGAUUUUUGUUACCAUAUAUUACGCGUGCAACGAGUAGAUAUGAAAGAUGAGAUUGUAAAAGGAAUUAGCCUAAAAAGAAUGGUAGAUAGAAUUCGGAGAUUCCAAGUGCUAAAUUCCCAAAUUUUUGCGAUUUUAAAUAAGUUUUUGAAAUCUGGCGAAAAUGAUGAAAUGUCAGUAGAGCAUGUGAGAUGCUUUCCGCCACCCAUGCACCCGUCAUUAACGGCACAGCAGCACUAUCACACCCCAGAUAAUUUAAGACAAGUUGUAAUGCAAUAGUUAAUGUAACUUUUAUAUUUCAUUUAUAUGUGACUUGUUAAAAUUGAUAAAACCCUUUAUAAAAAUCUGAUUUUUUAAUACAAUAGAUAGGUAGGCACACAAUACGUAUGUAUAUUAACAUGUAGCAGCAAUAGUACUGAUUUAGUAUUAUAAUAUGAUUAACUAUCGAUAACUGUUCUAAUAAAUAUUCGAAAUAACUUAG
This is a messenger RNA of Agrilus planipennis (emerald ash borer), 4130 nucleotides long. RefSeq names its product cytoplasmic FMR1-interacting protein (gene Sra-1). The record is from RefSeq and is a predicted model, not a curated record. Gene Ontology annotation, biological process: axon guidance; regulation of translation; regulation of actin filament polymerization. NCBI's taxonomy places the organism in Eukaryota, Metazoa, Arthropoda, Insecta, Coleoptera, Buprestidae. Gene Ontology annotation, cellular component: neuron projection; synapse; SCAR complex. The transcript is spliced from 21 exons. Gene Ontology annotation, molecular function: RNA 7-methylguanosine cap binding; small GTPase binding. The coding region runs from base 29 to 3928 and encodes 1299 amino acids.